GUAAAAUAAUAAACGCCAAACUAUAAGGUCGAAAGCACGAAUUUCUAAAUAAUAAAAAAAAAAUAAUAAUAUAUAUAUAGUAAUAAUUGGAUUAACAUGGAAAAGCAGGAUCCGCCACCAUACACUGAGCAGCCAAUGCCACCGCUACCACCGCAGCCACCGCUACCACCGCAGCCACUGCAGCCACAGGUGGACGCAGUGCCUAUUGCUGUGCCGGCACAGGCAACGCCCCAGGCGCAAAUCCGUUAUGUGCCCGCCCAAACCUAUCAACCGUAUCCGGCUGGACCCACACAGCCGCCCUUAUAUCCGCCCAUGCAACAGCCGCCGGGCAGCUCCACAGUCAUCAUCCACACAAUACCGCAGCGCGUGCCCGUGGGCCGAGAUCCAACAUUCGUGCGCUGUCCGGCGUGUCAGAACGAUGUGAUAACCCGCAUCGAGGCUACGCCCACGGGGCGAACGCAUCUAUGGGCAAUGGUUCUAUGUCUAAUCGGCUGCUGGCCCUGCGUCUGUGUGCCCUACUGCAUGGACUCCUGCAAGCAAUCGAAUCAUUAUUGCCCCGUCUGCAAUGCCUUCAUAGGCAGUCGAGCCGCAUAGGAACGGAACUGACCUAAUCGAGUCACUAAAAUAACUUAUAACUAAACGGGCUUGGAUGACUAAUAAUAAAACACUGACGCUUGCUAACUGCAAAAAAUAAACAGUUUGAGCUGAUAGGAAUCCUAUUAUCUAAAAAUAAAUACAUUCAACUGCCUAUUUAAA
This is a messenger RNA of Drosophila mojavensis, 756 nucleotides long. RefSeq names its product lipopolysaccharide-induced tumor necrosis factor-alpha factor homolog. Lineage: Eukaryota; Metazoa; Arthropoda; Insecta; Diptera; Drosophilidae. The transcript is spliced from 2 exons. Gene Ontology annotation, molecular function: zinc ion binding. The record is from RefSeq and is a predicted model, not a curated record. The coding region runs from base 97 to 594 and encodes 165 amino acids.